Orbilia oligospora ATCC 24927 is the source of this 1257-nucleotide messenger RNA. RefSeq lists its product as uncharacterized. Bases 1 to 1257 code for a protein of 418 amino acids. NCBI's taxonomy places the organism in Eukaryota, Fungi, Ascomycota, Orbiliomycetes, Orbiliales, Orbiliaceae. The transcript is spliced from 2 exons. The record is from RefSeq and is a predicted model, not a curated record.
AUGCGGUUCGAUACUCCUUCUUUGUUAGCAGCGGCCCUAGUCGCAGUCGCGGCUAUCCCAUCGGCCCUUGCAACUCCUUUCCCAGGAUCGAGUUCCAGUCCAUGUUGCAAGCACAACUGUUCCCCAAGCCAGAUCUACUCCGCAUUCAUUACACCAAAAUACCUGGGAAACACCAAAUCAUUUUGCAGACAGUAUCUACGUCUUCCAGUUUCUUCGGUGGUCACAAAAACCAAGACAGUUAACGUUCCUGUGUACUACACUAAAACCAUAGUCAAAGGGAAGACUGCCCGCCCGGUCACUAUCACCCGCACUAAAACGGUUUCUACAACUGUUGUCGGUCAAGAGACAUCCCUGACUACAGAUACCGACGUUUCGACUGUUUCCUCCACCUCAACUAUCCUGGUUAUAUCGACAAGCGAUGUCACCGAGACGGAUUAUGUUAUCGCAACUUCCAACGUCAUCGACACUAUCACCAUCACAACCACAGAAAUUGCCACUACUACGAAUACCGAGAUCUUUACCUCCACUUCUUAUAUCCCUAAUGCUGGCGGUAGCAAGAUGAAGCGUCUCGAUGCCGCCGACGAGAGUGAGAAUGCUAUUUAUAUUUUCAAACGUGGAGGCGUAAAUCAAUACAGCUAUGCCUUCAAGAUCCCGGCUCAUCUUCCUCAAGACCUGAAGCCGCAGCAAAUUUCUUCGGCCUGCAAACGUAUCAAUCCUUGCUCCACCAGAACCACCACUGUCACCAAAACCAAAAAGGUUCCACAUACCAGGACUUCCACAAAGUAUACUACAGUUACUCCUUCCGUCUAUAAAACCAAAACUGUCACUCGAACGAUUCCAAAAACAAACACUGUCCAACAGACUAUCGUCACCACCAUCUUCUACACAACUGUCACAAGCAUUACAGAAACAGCCCAAACCGUCACCGAAACUAUUGCUACUGAGACCCAAACCACAGGCACAAUUACAACUACCGUUGAGACUGAAACCGCCACAGAGACAGCAUCCAAGACUGAGACUGAAACAGCGACUUCAACGGUAGUUGAGAACUUGGUGUGCAACACUGGUAUUGCACUCUGCUCCCUUGACCGUCCUGAUAGCUGUUGCAGUGGACGGUGUGUCCAGUUCUUUAGCUCUCCAAACUGCUGUGUUAAUUCGGGACAGUCUUGCGAUAUCUAUCACCCAGAAGGAUGUUGUAGUGGAACCUGUUACCGCUCGAACCCUGGAGAGACUGUAGCUAUCUUCAAAUGUGCGUAA